Drosophila novamexicana is the source of this 3090-nucleotide messenger RNA. It is a transcript of the gene GluRIB, whose product is annotated as glutamate receptor 1. Gene Ontology annotation, cellular component: plasma membrane; postsynaptic membrane. The transcript is spliced from 15 exons. The coding region runs from base 16 to 3084 and encodes 1022 amino acids. The record is from RefSeq and is a predicted model, not a curated record. Lineage: Eukaryota; Metazoa; Arthropoda; Insecta; Diptera; Drosophilidae. Gene Ontology annotation, biological process: synaptic transmission, glutamatergic; modulation of chemical synaptic transmission. Gene Ontology annotation, molecular function: transmitter-gated monoatomic ion channel activity involved in regulation of postsynaptic membrane potential; glutamate-gated receptor activity.
GCCUUCAAGUAUGCAAUGCUCAAUCACAAUCUGAAUGUCUCGACGCGCCGCUUUGAGCUGCAAGCCUAUGUGGAUGUCAUCAAUACGGCGGAUGCAUUCAAAUUGUCCAGACUAAUUUGUAAUCAGUUCUCACGGGGCGUUUAUGCCAUGCUGGGCGCGGUGUCGCCCGACUCGUUUGAUACGCUGCACUCCUACUCGAAUACGUUUCAGAUGCCCUUCGUGACGCCCUGGUUUCCGGAGAAGGUGCUUACGCCAUCGUCUGGCUUCCUGGACUUUGCCCUCAGCAUGCGCCCGGAUUACCAUCAGGCCAUCAUUGAUACAAUACAAUUUUAUGGUUGGCGCAAAAUAAUUUAUCUCUACGAUUCCCACGACGGUUUGCUGCGACUACAACAAAUCUACCAGGGCCUGAAGCCGGGCAACGAGUCCUUUCAAGUGGAGCUGGUGAAGCGCAUCUCGAAUGUCAGCAUGGCUAUUGAGUUUUUGCACACGCUAGAGCAUAUCGGACGCUUUACCAACAAGCAUAUCGUGCUCGAUUGUCCAACAGAAAUGGCCAAGCAAAUACUGAUACAGCAUGUCCGGGAUUUGCGUUUGGGACGUCGCACCUAUCACUAUCUGUUGAGUGGACUGGUCAUGGACGAUCGCUGGGAGAGCGAGAUAAUCGAAUUUGGUGCCAUUAACAUUACCGGAUUUCGCAUUGUGGACACAAAUCGGCGUCUCGUGCGCGAGUUCUAUGACAACUGGAAACGACUCGACCCACAGACGAGCGUGGGCGCCGGGCGGGAAUCGAUUUCGGCACAGGCGGCGCUCAUGUACGAUGCGGUCUUUGUUCUUGUGGAGGCGUUCAACAAAAUUCUGCGCAAGAAGCCGGAUCAAUUCAGGAACAAUGUGCAGCGUCGCAGCCAGACCCUGAUGUCGGCCGCCCAGGCAGCUGCCUCUACGGCCGGCGAUGGCUCCAACACCAGCAGCAGCAGCAGCAGCGGCGGAGGCGGCGGCGGCGGCAGCAACAGCGACGGCAGCGCCAGCUUUGGCGGCGCGCCGCGCGCGUUGGAUUGUAAUACGGCCAAGGGCUGGGUGAAUGCAUGGGAGCAUGGCGAUAAAAUAUCCCGUUAUUUGAGAAAGGUGGAAAUCGAGGGACUUACCGGAGAUAUCAAAUUCAACGAUGAUGGCAGACGAGUCAAUUACACCCUGCACGUUGUCGAGAUGACCGUAAACAGCGCCAUGGUAAAAGUUGCCGAGUGGAAUGACAAUGGGGGACUGCAGCCGUUGAAUGCGAAAUAUGUGCGUUUGCGUCCGCAUGUGGAGUUCGAAAAGAAUCGCACGUACAUUGUCACCACGGUGCUGGAGGAGCCGUAUAUAAUGAUAAAGCAGCCGGCAUUUGGCGAGCAGCUGCACGGCAACGAACGCUUCGAGGGCUAUUGCAAGGAUCUCGCCGAUUUGCUGUCCAAGAAGCUGGGACUCGAGUAUGAACUGCGUCUGGUGAAGGAUGGCAAUUACGGUUCCGAGAAUCCCGCCGUGCACGGCGGCUGGGAUGGCAUGGUUGGCGAGCUGGUGCGCAAGGAAGCGGAUAUUGCCAUUGCCGCCAUGACGAUUACCGCUGAACGCGAACGUGUCAUUGACUUUAGCAAGCCGUUCAUGUCGCUGGGCAUUUCCAUCAUGAUUAAGAAACCAGUGAAGCAAACGCCCGGCGUGUUCAGCUUCAUGAAUCCUUUAUCACAGGAAAUUUGGGUGAGCGUCAUCUUCAGCUAUAUUGGUGUCAGCAUCGUGCUCUUCUUUGUCUCGCGCUUCUCCCCACACGAAUGGCGCCUUGUGCAGCAGCCGCUACAACAAUCGCAGUUACCAGAUCCACAUGCACAUCACGAACAGCUUGCCAAUCAGCAGCCACCCGGCAUCAUUGGUGGCGCACCCGUACCCCCGCCGCCGGGCCCACCGACACCGGGCGUCCAGACAACUGCCUGCGCUGCGGCGCUGCAGGCAUCACUAUCCGCCGGGAGCCUUGCAUCUGGUAGCGGAGGAAGCGCAUCGGCCGUCAAUGAGUUUAGCAUUUUGAACUCGUUCUGGUAUUCGCUGUCGGCCUUUAUGCAGCAGGGCUGCGAUCUGUCGCCCCGUUCGAUAUCGGGUCGCAUUGCGGCCGCAUCCUGGUUUUUCUUUACGCUCAUACUCAUCUCCUCGUAUACGGCAAAUUUGGCUGCCUUUCUUACCGUUGAGCGCAUGGUAACGCCCAUCAAUUCGCCGGAGGAUUUGGCCAUGCAAACGGAGGUGCAGUACGGCACACUGUUGCAUGGCUCCACCUGGGAUUUCUUUAGGCGUUCCCCAAUUGGUUUGCACAAUAAAAUGUGGGAAUACAUGAACUCCAGAAAGCACGUCUUUGUGAAUACGUACGACGAGGGGAUCAGACGUGUGCGCACAUCCAAGGGCAAAUAUGCUCUGCUUGUGGAAUCACCAAAAAAUGAAUAUGUAAAUGCGAGAGAACCGUGCGACACAAUGAAAGUGGGCCCCAACUUGGAUACAAAGGGAUUUGGUAUUGCCACGCCGCUUGGCUCCGCGCUCAAAGAUCCCAUCAAUUUGGCUGUGCUGUCGCUGAAGGAGAACGGCGAGCUGAUUAAAUUACGAAACAAAUGGUGGUACGAGAAGACCGAAUGCAAUCCCAACAAGGACAAUCAGGAGGCAUCGCACAAUGAACUCUCCCUGAGCAAUGUGGCCGGCAUAUUCUAUAUACUUAUUGGCGGUCUGCUUGUUGCCGUAUUCGUUGCAAUUAUUGAGUUUUGCUUUCGCAACAAGGCAAACAAUUCGGGCGCCAAUCUCGGAGGCGUUGGCAGUGCGGCCAAAAGCAACGGAUCCAUGCUGUUGCGCCCCGCCAGCUCUGUGCCGGGCGUGGGCGUGCCCUCCACACAUCAAAGGAACACACUGACAGACACAAUGCAUGCCAAGGCCAAAUUGACCAUUCAAGCGAGUCGCGACUAUGACAACGGACGCGUGGGGUAUCUCAAUUGCGCCUCCUUGCAGUAUUAUCCACCCGCCCAGCUAUCCGGGGCGCCCUCGGAUGCCGGAGAGGCGCUGCACAUGAACGCACACGGUCAGGUUUGACACGAG